Messenger RNA from Fonticula alba, 495 nucleotides. RefSeq lists its product as hypothetical. The transcript has 2 exons. The record is from RefSeq and is a predicted model, not a curated record. NCBI's taxonomy places the organism in Eukaryota, Rotosphaerida, Fonticulaceae. The coding region runs from base 90 to 335 and encodes 81 amino acids.
UCCCAGCGUGCCUUUCUUCGCCCCUACCCUUUCCCCCCUCUCCGUUGACUCUCCUCUCGACUUGGCUGAUCUCCCUCUCUCUCGUUGACAUGGGUGUCAUCCGCAACUUCUUCAACCUGCCCCCCCGGACCCGGCGCAACAUCGGCAUCGGGGUCGGCAUGAUCGCCUCUCUCGGCCUGGCCAUCGACUCGUAUGUCGAGGAGGCCUCCGGAAACCGUGAACUCGGCCAGGAACAGGUCCGCAUGCAGAUGAAGCUGAAGGAGCAGCGCGAGGCCAUCAUGGAACAGAUGAACGCCGCCAACAGCGCCCAGCCUGCCGGGGAGAAGACCAAGUAGGUGUCCCCCCGCAUCGGCCAAGACACCAACAUGUAGGGGAGGGAGGCACCGACGGGGGGAGGUACCUGUGAAAGGGAAGUGGAAGGGGGCGGGCAAAGAGACGAUCAGCACGCAGGGCGUGCCCGAUCACCGGCCACACACCCACAUCCCACGGCCCCCC